UCCUAGGCAGUGCAUCAUCCUGGGGCAGGGCCGCCCCGCCUUCCGGGGACACUCCCUUUUGCCUAUAAGGGCCGCGCUCUGCGCUCUCCGCAGAUCACGCACCUCGCCCAGACAGCCCAGCAUCGGCCUCACCAUGGAGCAGUUGAGCGCGGCAAACACCCGUUUCGCCUUGGACCUGUUCUGCGCCCUGAACAAGAGCGAUCCUGCCGGCAACAUCUUCAUCUCCCCCUUCAGCAUUUCAUCAGCGCUGGCCAUGGUCUUUCUGGGGACCAGAGGCAAUACCGCAGCACAGAUGUCCAAGGCUCUCUAUUUCAAAGAGGUUGAGGAGAUUCAUUCGGGAUUUCGGAGUUUGAAUGCUGAUAUCAACAAGCAUGGAGCUUCCUACAUUCUGAAACUUGCUAACAGGUUAUAUGGAGAGAAAAGCUUUGAUUUCCUCCCUGAGUUCUUAGCUUCAACUCAGAGAAUGUACGGUGCUGAACUGGCCAGUGUGGAUUUUCUGCAGGCCACCGAAGACGCAAGGAAGACCAUAAAUGAGUGGGUCAAAGGGCAGACGGAAGGGAAAAUUCCAGAGCUGUUGGCCUCAGGUGUGGUUGAUAGCAUGACUAAGCUGGUGCUGGUGAAUGCCAUCUAUUUCAAAGGAAACUGGCAGGAGAAAUUCAUGAUGGAGGCCACAAAAGAUGCAGCUUUCAGACUGAAUAAGAAAGACACAAAACUAGUGAAAAUGAUGUAUCAGAAGAAGAAGUUUCGGCUUGGCCACAUCAAGGACCUUAAGUGCCAGGUGCUGGAACUGCCCUACCAGUGUGAGGACCUCAGCAUGGUCAUCCUGCUGCCGGAUGACAUCCAGGACGAGUCCACGGGGCUGAGGAAGAUUGAGCAACAGCUGACUUUGGAAAAGCUGCGUGAGUGGACCAGACCCGAGAAUCUGGAUCUCCUUGAGGUCAAUGUCCAGUUGCCCAGGUUUAAGCUGGAGGAGAGCUACGAGCUCAGCACUCUGCUGGCCUCCCUGGGUAUGCAGGAGCUCUUCAGUAGCAACGCUGACCUGUCCGGCCUAUCAGGAGCCACAGGCCUCUCUGUAUCGAAGGUGGUCCACAAGUCCUUCGUGGAGGUGAACGAGGAGGGCACAGAGGCGGCGGCUGCCACCGAGAUCACCAUCGUCCGCCGCAUCUUGCAGUUGACAGAGGAGUAUUUCACCGCCGACCACCCAUUCAUUUUCUUCAUUCGGCACGAUCCCUCCACUACCAUCCUGUUCCUCGGUAGACUUUCCUCCCCAUAGAGACCAGAAAUACAAGGUCAAGCUUGGAGCAUUUUACCUGCCCUUUCAGUGGUGACCAUUUUCAUAGAUCUUUACCAGUAUAACUACUAUCCAAAAAUGAAUCUUUAAUCUCCUUUGUAAGCUCAGUCCUGUUGUCUGGUUACACCCAUUAACUUGGCAUGGGCA
This is a messenger RNA of Delphinapterus leucas (beluga whale), 1438 nucleotides long. It is a transcript of the gene SERPINB1, whose product is annotated as serpin family B member 1. Gene Ontology annotation, molecular function: serine-type endopeptidase inhibitor activity. Gene Ontology annotation, biological process: negative regulation of interleukin-1 beta production; negative regulation of endopeptidase activity. The record is from RefSeq and is a predicted model, not a curated record. NCBI's taxonomy places the organism in Eukaryota, Metazoa, Chordata, Mammalia, Artiodactyla, Monodontidae.